AUGGCUCAGUCAGCCGUCAGCAACACCAUUCACGAGGUGACGGAGGCCAUCAUUACCGUGUCUGCCCGGAGAAGGCUGGUUGACUUUUCCUUCGCACCGGCUGCCAAGGAUGAGGCAAAGGCGGCGUUUGCGCGACGCGGCGACAUCCCAGGCGUGCUGGCGUGUGUCGACGGUACGUUGGUCGCCAUCCGCAAGCCAGAGGGACUCAACUAUGCCGACACGGCGAGCUUCAUGUCAAGGAAAGGAUACUACGCCCUAAACGUCAUGCUCGUGUGCAACGCAGACCUUCGCAUCCUUGUUGUGGAUGCACGGUUCCCUGGGUCGUGCCACGACUCAUGGGUGUGGACACAUAGCCUAGCCGCACAGCUGCAGCCUGGCGAGUAUCUGCUUGUGCCUGACAAUCCCGCUGGCCACACCUCCGAAGGCCAGUACAACAAGCAGCACGCAUCCAUGCGCAAUGUUGUGGAGAGAUGUAUCGGGGUGUUGAAGAGCAAGUUCCGCUGCUUGCGGCACUUUCGGACAAUGCUCUACAACCCCGAUCGAGCAGCGCGAAUCGUUUAUGCAUGCGUUGCUCUCCACAACAUUGCCUUGGACGCGGGCGACUGGACAUUGGACGAGUAUAGUUGGGACGUUCAACUAGCCGGGGCGUACAGGGCGCUGCAGCACUGA
Molecule: messenger RNA, 669 nt
Organism: Rhipicephalus sanguineus (brown dog tick)
Lineage: Eukaryota; Metazoa; Arthropoda; Arachnida; Ixodida; Ixodidae
Product: putative nuclease HARBI1
Exons: 3
Coding region: 1-669 (222 amino acids)
Source: RefSeq, a predicted model, not a curated record